AUGAGUUCUGUUAGUAAAGGAAAUGACUUCGAACUUGAAAUUCAAAGAAUAUUAAGAAACAUGAAUAUUGAGAGCUAUCAAAUAAAAUUGGCAAAUGGUGAUGGAGGAAAGGAUCUUAUGGGGAAUUAUGCAGGAAAUCUCUUAUUAUUUCAAUGUAAGAAUUAUGCUGAGAAGAAUAAGGUUACGGUUGAUGAUAUACGUCAAUUUGAGGGAGUUAUGUCUCGUUAUCCAGGAGAAACAAUAGGUGUUUUCGUGGUCCCGUCCAAAACCAACAAUUAUACCAGGAGGGCAACCGAAGAAGCGAAUAAUUCAAAAUAUACAAUAAUUUUAACAGAUAAAUUAAAUAUUUGUCACGAUAUUCUAAGUAAGACUUUAGAAAAUUAUAAUAAUGAUGAUAAUUUUAUUCGAUUUCGUAUUGAUGGGAAAAUAUCAAACAAAUACAUAUUAUUAAUGGAAAUGUUAAAAGGUAGUUUGAUAAAUUAUGAGAGAUGA
Diversispora eburnea is the source of this 492-nucleotide messenger RNA. Lineage: Eukaryota; Fungi; Glomeromycota; Glomeromycetes; Diversisporales; Diversisporaceae. The record is from the annotation of a GenBank genome assembly.